Cottoperca gobio is the source of this 2276-nucleotide messenger RNA. Its product is annotated as tripartite motif-containing protein 16-like. Gene Ontology annotation, molecular function: protein binding; zinc ion binding. NCBI's taxonomy places the organism in Eukaryota, Metazoa, Chordata, Actinopteri, Perciformes, Bovichtidae. The record is from RefSeq and is a predicted model, not a curated record.
AAGGAAAAAUAAGAUAAAUAAGAUAUACUAUAUAUAUUUAAGUAUAGCCUAAUUUAGUAAAGGUAACAAUGAAUAGAUUGCACUGAAUUGGUCUUGUUAUGAAAUAAAUCAACAACUAAAAUGUUAUGUUGUAACGGGCACACACUCAUGUGUCCUUCUUGUACUUUGCACACAAACACACGCACGCAGUUGGCUCUGUUAGCAGCUGUGUCAGAUUUAUUUCCGGUACAGCAGCCACUUCUGGUUUCACAUAAAACCAAAGUUAAGAGUGCUGUGUUAAAGAUGGCAAAGAGCUGGAAGGAGCCAGAAGCUUUGUCCUGCUCGAUAUGCUUCGACAUACUGAAAAGCCCUGUGACUCUUCAUUGUGGCCACAGCUACUGUAUGGACUGUGUGAAUGGAUACUGGGACCAGGAGAGUCACCGCGCUGUUUACAGCUGUCCCCAGUGUAGACGCACCUUCAGCCCCAGACCUGUGUUGAACAAGAACACAGUGCUGGCUGACUUGGCAGGGAAGAUGUCACAAGAUACCCCCGCUCCUGCGGAGGAUGAAGUCAGCGCGGGGGACGUGGAGUGUGAUUUCUGCACAGUGAGGAAGCUGAAAGCUGUUAAGUCUUGCCUGGUGUGUCUGGCUUCUUACUGUGCUACUCACUUAGAGCCCCACUAUGUGUCCGAGGCUUUCAAAAGGCACAAGCUUGUGGAAAUCUCUGGCUCCAUACAAGAGAAGAUCUGCUCUAAGCACGACAAGCUGCUCGAAGUCUAUUGUCGCAGUGAUGGUCAAUGCAUUUGCCUGCUUUGUGUGAUGGAUGAACACAAAGGUCACGACACUGUCUCAGCUACAGCAGAGAGGAAAGAGAAACAAAAACAAUUUGGAAAGAAAAAGCUAAAAUAUCAGCAGGGAAUACAGAAGAAAGAGAAGCAACUGAAGCAGCUGAAACAGAAAAUGAAAGCACUGCAGUGUUCUGGAGAUGCAGCGGUUGAUCAAAAUGAGAAAGCCUAUGCUGAAAUUGUCCAGAUGGCGGAUAAAAAGCGCUGUUCCAUGAACGAGCUGAUCAGAGUUCAGGAGAAGGCUGCAGAGAGUCGAGCUGAGGCGCUCGUGGAUCGGCUGGAGAAGGACAUCUCUGAGCUGAGAAACGGAGAGGAUGAACUGAAGCAGCUGUCACUCACUGAGGAUCACAUUCAUUUCCUGCAGAGAUGCGAGUACAUUUUUGACUGUCCAGAACCCGACCUGUCCUCUGAUUUCGACAUCCAACUACACACACCUUUUGACUUUGUGACAAAGGCUAUUUCUGACUUGAGAGUCCAAAUGGAUAACGUGGCCAAAGCUAUUGCAGAAAUAUCUCAGACAUUUCAAGCUGAUUCUGACCCUCAGACAAGACAAGAGUUCUCCCUUUAUUCCUGUUACCUCAGUUUGGAUCCCAACACAGCAUUUGAAAACCUUUUGCUCUCUGAGGGAAACCGCAAAGUAACCUGGAUUAAAAAAGCCCAGAGGUAUCCGUACCACAAAGAUAGAUUUACCACAUUUGAACAAGUGUUGUGCACUGCAGGCUUAUCUGGACCUUGCUACUGGGAGGUUGAGUGGCGGGGGAACAGGGUUGAGGUCGCUGUGUGCUAUAAAGGGGCAGAGCUGAAAGAAAUGGGCUUUGGACACACAAAUCAGUCCUGGUGCAUUUCCCUUUCAAUUUCUGGUUGCACCUUUUGGCACGGUGGAAUCAAAACCAAAGUACCCACCGAAUGCUCCUCCACUGUUGGAGUGUAUCUGAACCAUAAGGCAGGGAGUCUGUCCUUCUACAGCGUGUCUGAUUAUGGUCAAAUGAUACUCCUUCACAGAGUUCACACCACAUUCUCCCAGCCUCUGUACCCUGGGCUCAUGGUCUCCAGAGGCGCCUCAGCUAGGAUAGUGUCACCGGAGUAAAUGGCUUCCACUGUCAAGUUCGUUUGAGUGAAGUGAAGCAGUAUGUUUUUUCUCUGUGCACUGUUUUGCGUGUGCUUUAAACACCAGUGCUAAAAGGGGAUUACGCCAAAAGUAUUGUUUGUUGAUCAUUUCUAAUUAUUGUAUUUUAUUCUAAAUGUUUAGAUGUUUAUGAAGAUAAUAACGGGAAUGACGUGAGGGGUUUUGUGUGUCUGUUACAUGUUAGUCAUCCUGUAAUGGAAACUUUAAAUAUAGCAUUGUAUUUCAUGUGAAUGUUAGAGAGUUAGUAAAUAGAACAAUUAUAUGUUAAAGUGUUCAUAACUAACAGAACUCAGAUUUAAUAAUCAAUAAAAGAAGGAUCAACAUUA